Desarmillaria tabescens is the source of this 1470-nucleotide messenger RNA. RefSeq lists its product as uncharacterized. The record is from RefSeq and is a predicted model, not a curated record. The transcript has a single exon. NCBI's taxonomy places the organism in Eukaryota, Fungi, Basidiomycota, Agaricomycetes, Agaricales, Physalacriaceae. The coding region runs from base 1 to 1470 and encodes 489 amino acids.
AUGAACACAGAAGACUACGAAACAUACUACUCCGCGACUACCCUCGAAACCACGCUCAUUCUCUACGCCUACGAGCUAGAGCGAACACACCAAAGAGCACCGACCCUCCCGAGUGAGCGAGUAACGGACUCUAAUGAAUCCUCCAUCGGACACCUCACUCCCAUCAGACUCCGCCCAAGCACGCCACAGCCCUCAGUCCCAGAAGAUGAUAGUGUCCUCCCACAGCAGGACAUGGAAGGGCAAAAUGGCAGCAGGGGUGAAGAAGAUGGGUUUUCCCUUUGGGAAGAAAGCACCAGACGAAACAGCGUCUCUUCAAACGAUGGAGACGGUUCCGGAGAGCAGCUACACGUACGAGAAGCCCGAAGGAUCUACAUUGAUGUUGCUAGAGGAAGAAUCCUCACCGACCGAGGCCAUAAAGUACGCCUCCCAAGUACAACACCAGGAUCAAUUGAAGGAGAGUGGGUACGACCAAAUGCCGGGCGCGAUGUGGGAAGCAGUAGCAGCGGCCCAGCUAGUUCAGACUACGGAACGGCCCGGUCAACAGAUGAGCACACCCAGCGGUCAUGGGGAGAACCCCUCAUGGAAAGAAGCAGCCCAACAACGGAAGGCGAGCCAAGGGAUACGACGGGGGAUUCCCCAGAGCCAAGAAUCCAAGGCCCUGGGUCCCCGACCAGCUCCUCCAGCUGGCUAUCCUGGUACUCGGCAGACGGAACUCAACGAGUCCACGGAAUCGACACUCCAAGACGUUAUACGUCGCUGAUCCCUAGCUCAAGUCGAUACGUUUCAGACCCUCCAAUCCAACCUGACCCCAGAGAACGAACCCAGUGGGCAGAAGAGGAACGUCGCGCCUCAGCCAGAAAUAUUAUCACUAUCGCAGACCUCAGGACAUGGGCAGAUACCCCCAGGGAGUCCACAACUGCACGAAUCUCACCAGUCGAGUCCACCUCAUCUAUCGGGGGAACCCUCGACACUAUCACCGAGGAGGAAAACCCUAUCCCUCUCUCAAUCCCAGAACCCACUGGGACCCAGACCCCAUACUACACCGCCGAAGAAGACCCAUGGGGAGAGCAGACAGAUGCAGAGGAGCUACUCGAGCAGCACCCCCACGCAGACUCACCGCCCUGGCAGCACAGGGUCUUAUUCGCAGACACCAAUGAGGAGGACACUGUCCUCUGGUGGUUCACAGGAGGUCAAUCCCGUGGAGGAACCACCGACAUAUCAAAUCCCGUUGAGGACGAGCUCGAUCAAGCAAGUCUCACAGAUUGGCCUCACUGCAGAUGUCGGAUCUGUCGACGACUAUGGGACCUGGCCCAAGCCCGAUAUAACGAAGUUGGACCUCACCCAGAGCUCGAACCAUUCCUCCUCCCCGAACCUACCUUCUACGUCGAACCCCCCUUUAUAUCACAAAGAGAGCUUCAGUGGUGGGUCUACGACAGGGAGGACUUCGACCAAAUCUUUGAAGAAUACUGA